Messenger RNA from Aethalodelphis obliquidens (Pacific white-sided dolphin), 4343 nucleotides. It is a transcript of the gene JAML, whose product is annotated as junction adhesion molecule like. The record is from RefSeq and is a predicted model, not a curated record. Gene Ontology annotation, biological process: neutrophil chemotaxis; heterophilic cell-cell adhesion; neutrophil extravasation. The coding region runs from base 2788 to 3939 and encodes 383 amino acids. The transcript is spliced from 10 exons. NCBI's taxonomy places the organism in Eukaryota, Metazoa, Chordata, Mammalia, Artiodactyla, Delphinidae. Gene Ontology annotation, molecular function: cell adhesion molecule binding. Gene Ontology annotation, cellular component: plasma membrane.
CACUGCAACGAAGAGCAGCCCCCACUCGCUGCAACUAGAGAAAGCCCAGCAACGAAGACCCGACGCAGCCAAAAAUAAAAAUAAAUUAAAAAAAAAUGUAUGACAUAUCAGGAAGGGUUGACUGUGCAGUCCUCUGUAAUAGAGGGAUGGAGUUCACUUCUUAAUUAUGAGAGACAAAAAUUAUCCUCUCUUCCCAUCUUUGAUUUUUUAACAAGGUAGCCCGUUUCCAUGAUUUUUUGCUAGGUGGCUCAGGAGGUUUCCAUAUUAUAGCAUAAUAUACUGUAUGCUGUGCAAAAAUCACUUUUAUAUUUUUUUGCUAAGCCCUAUUUUUAAAAAUUUGGGUUAUUCUCAUAGAUUUGGCCUGGCCUCUUUUGUUAAUCUAGUCCAUCGAUUAGAGAGUCUGAUUAGUUAAUAGAUGUUAUGAUUUACCUCUGGUCAUAUAAAGAAGAAGAGGCAAAGGCGAGAUUGGCAGUCUACAUUUCCAGUGGUUAAAUCUCACAGUCUUGGGCUACUUGUUAAGUACGUGGAUGUCUAGGGCCAAUCUAGUGAGACAAUCUGACACCUCAACACAGAGAGGAAAACAAUUUGAGCAAUGAAAGUAAAUAAUUUGGGCUCUAGGACAUUUGAAGAUAGAGAUCUAGCUGUGAGGUAGAAUUUUUGUGGGUCCUCAUUUCUUUGAGAAAGAGAUGAUGUUAUAGGAACCCAGGUAAAGUCACAUCCCAUUGAAUAAAGAACGAGUUUUGGCUGAGUUUUCUUGUAAUUUCUUUUCAGGCAUGUUAUGAGGAUUAAUGCAGUGGGAUAUGUUUAUCACAGUCUUAGGGCUGCUCUCAGUUUCCUUCUUCAGUCCUUAUAUUGAGGUCUGGGUUACAGCUUUUUUUCUUCAAAGGAGCACAAAGCAGUGUUGGGACACAUGCAUUUUAAGGAUGGAAGGAAGAUUAAGUUUUUUCUUUUUUUAACUUACUGUUUUAAUAUCUUCUAAUAUCUUUAAUAUCUUCUGUUUAAUAUCUUCUAUUUUUCUUUUUGCUGCUCCAUGAGUUCUUAUCACAUUCUAUGGAGACCAGCCUUGUCUAGAAAGGGAAUUGAAUUCUGAAAGCUUCAGAGAGGCUUAAAAGCCUUUCAGAAUUUUUCUUUGCCUGCUGAAGUCUUUACUUGUGGUUACAUUACUUUAUGAGUUUUGUCCAUUGAACUCUUAAUUCUGUUACCAAAUGUGAACUUAUAAAAUGCUUUGUGUUUCCCAUGUGGCCUGUUACCUCAAGCUUCUUGGGGGCACAUUCUCUGCAGCUCUCAAACUGGACUCUGGUGCUUCAUGAGGGGAUGUUGCACAUCCUUGUUUAGAAAAAAUUCUGGCGGCCAAAUCCUGAAUCUGAAUAUUCUUGUGUGUCACUCAGUUAUGGUUCCAAAGGGGACCUGUAAGAAGACCAGUAGGGCAUGGACCAACACUCUCAUUUAAUUGCACAAUUUAGAACUUUGCUGCAAGACGAGGCAGCUCCAACCCUUUGACUCCAGUGUUGGACUGUUAACUGCUGCAUUUCACUGUGUUUGUUGUUUGUUUGUUUGUUUUUGUAGGAGGGUAUGCACUAUUGGGUCAUGCACACAGACGUGUAACUCUUGAGACCUUUACCACAUCAUAGUUAAUAAACUUCUUUGCACUUUCUGGCUACUUUUUGGUGUAUAUCUACAUAUUAGAUGAGAGCUGUCCUGUUAAAGAGAAGGGGGGUGGUUUGUGGUUUUCAGCAUCAAGUAACCAUUCAUGACUGAGCCGUACCCCAGCAAGAAUCUGCAUAGAUUCCAAGGGGUGCUGCAGCCAGCUCACACCAUAAGAGCUGAUUGUUAAAUUUUUAGGAAUUUUGCAGGCCAAUUGUUAAAGUGUUGGUAGCUUGAAAUAGGCCAUGGUGGGGGUAUUUACUCAAUUGCUGGCUUAUCAGCACACCAGUUUUCAAGAACCAUGUAGCAUAGCCCUGGUAAAGAGCAAGCAUUCAACAGCUUUUCAAAUGAUACAGGACAAGUUCCAAAAAACAAGUAUGCCCAUGUGUGAGGCAAGCCAGUGCAGGCAAGGUUGAAGGAGCAUACACUGAGAACACUUAUUUUCAAGUGGCAACUUAAAAGCAAAAGAUACCUCAACGUGAAGAAGCUUUGAGUUUUUAUCUAGUCACCCACAGUAUUCUCUGGGGGAAUAAGAUGCUUGUUGUAUUCUAGAAAUGCUGAUAUCACAUGGUCAGUGGAAACUGACAUGCCUAGGUGGUGAGUUGGAGGACUGGGCAGGCACAUCUUUGGAAGCAGGGAUUGAGUGAUUGGCUAUAUUGCCCCUCUGUGUUGAGAGAAAAAAAAUGAAAGGUUGCUAUAUUUUAGAUACAGAGCAAAAUGUUUUGUGUUAAUCUUAAAUUUAUUUUGUUUGCAAGAGGCUGAUUUCUUUCUCAGCAUGUUUGCCUGGGACCGUUUGAGAUCCCACCCUUGGAGAGUUUGUAAUCUAGAAGGGGAGAUGACACCUGCAGAGGUCUGGAACAUGAGGCUCUCCUCAGUAAGGUGAAUUUGUUACCUCAUUUUAGACUGAAAGUGUAAAUAACAAGUGGGUAAUAGGCCAGAUGACUGAAACAAGAACCUUGAUUUAAAGGUUCCUGUUUGUGUCUCUGCAGCCAACUCAGAAUGCACGCAUUGGUUUGCUCUGAGCUUGAACUUCUGUGCAGGCAGAAGUGUCUUCAGUUGGACUUGGCAAUUGCAGUUGUGGGAGAGCUCAGUGCAUUGCUUCUCCUGGCAUUCCUCAUCUUGGGUUGAAAAAUUGAGAGCAGCAUGUUUUACCCACCGAAACUCAUCCUGGUGCCGGUGUUACUCAGUUAUUUCUUGGGCCUGAAUGACUUGAUUGUUUCCUCCGUGGAGCUAACAGUCCACAUGGGUGAUUCAGCCCUGUUGGGAUGUAUUUUCCAGGGCACAGAAGAGAAACUUGUGACCAAGGUAGACUGGAUGUUCUCAUCAGGAGAGCACUUCAAGGAUGAUUACGUGCUCUUCUAUUAUGCCAACAUCAGUGUGCCUGUGGGGCGUUUCCAGAAUCGUGUGAGCUUGGUGGGGGACAUCUUACACCAUGACGGUUCUCUCCUGCUGCAAAAUGUGGAAGAGGCUGACCAGGGAAACUAUACCUGUGAAAUCCGCUUCAACAUGGAGAGCCUGGUGUUCAAAAAAGCAGUGGUCCUGCAUGUACUACCAGAGGAGCCCAAAGAGCUCAUGGCUCAUGUGGGUGAUUCGACUCAGAUGGGAUGUGUUUUCCACAGCACAGAAGAGAAACACAUGACCAGGGUAGACUGGAUGUUCUCAUCAGGAGAGCGCACCAAGGAAGAGAUUGUGUUGCGCUAUUACCCCAAACUCAAGGCAGCCAUGGGAUACCCCCAGAACUGGGGCCGCUUCCAGAACCGUGUAAACCUGGUGGGGGACACUUCCCACAACGAUGGCUCCAUUGUGCUCCACAGAGUGAAGGAGUCUGAUGGAGGAAGCUACACCUGCAGUAUCCACCUGGGGAACCUGACAGUCAGGAAAACCACUGUGCUGCACGUGAUCCUGAAGGAGCCUCGAACAUUGGUGACCUCAGUAACCCUCAGACCUGAGAUCCUGGGCGGUAAUCAGCUGGUGAUCAUUGUGGGAGUUAUCUGCGCCACUAUCCUGCUGCUUCCGGUUCUGAUAUUGAUUGUGAAGAGGACCUAUGGGAAUACGAGUUCAGUAACUUCCACGAGCUUGGUCAAAAACCUGGAGAACACAAAGAAGGCAAAUCCAGAGAAACAUAUCUACUCCUCAAUAACCAUGCAAGAGGUGACUGAUGAAGAAUCAAGUGGGAAGUCAGAGGCCACCUACAUGACCAUGCACCCAGUUUGGCCUUCUCUGAGGUCAGCACCAACUAGCCCAUCUGACAAAAAGUCAGAUGGGGGAAUGCCAAGGACAGAGCAAGCUUUUUGAAAAGAAGGGGGAGUUCCCUUUGCCCUUGGCCGUGGCACAGACUCUCUCUUCCUUGUGUCCUGAGUCCAUGUCAGACCCCCUGCCCUCCAAGUCCUCCCCCGGCCUCAUUGCUUGGGCAAAGGGCUGAAGAUGGAGGGCUUGAAGCUUGGCAGAGAGAUGGGACAGCUCUGGAGGAACAGGCCCUGAUUAGGGGGAGCAUGGACUUGGUCCCUCUGGAGCGGGACACUGGCCCUGGGGACCCUGACUGAGCUGCCCCAGAGGCCGCAAGCAUCCCAUCAGGUCAGACCCUCUGCUUGGACGGUGCUCUUUGUGGAUGGUUCCAGGGAAGAAUCACAGAGAUAAAAACCAACCCAAAUGAUUUCUUUGGCCAAUUAUCCCCAAAUAAAUGCAGUUUGUGGAAAUCA